Molecule: messenger RNA, 2985 nt
Organism: Durio zibethinus
Lineage: Eukaryota; Viridiplantae; Streptophyta; Magnoliopsida; Malvales; Malvaceae
Molecular function (GO): protein binding
Source: RefSeq, a predicted model, not a curated record
GAAAAGAGGAGGAAGAAGAAGGGAAAGUUGUGUAUACCGGAUUGUCGUCAACACUCAACAUAACCGUUCCAACACGGAAAAAGACAUACAGGCCAAUUUGCUUUCAAGAGGGAUGCAACGAAGAUCGGGAUUGCCUGAAUUGGUUGAAGGAAAAUAAGGAUUUGGAUGGUCUAUUUGCUUUAGCACUGCACUUUCGGUUGUCUGUGUUAGAUGCAGUUGGUCAAGAGAGGAAAGUGAGAAAACGUUUUUCGCACCAGAAAAAGAACAACUUACUCUGCCGCCAAGUAGUAGCUAAUUGCUGAACUUGUAAGUUCGACAUGGAAAGUUUCCCAGCAAAUUGACGUUAUAUAUAUUUUAUUAUAAUCAAAGAGACAUUAAUGGCAAAGAAUUUCAAUUGGUAAGGGAAAUUUCUUGGGUGUUCUCUCUGAUCGUACCCCAUAGCACAAGUUUAACUUUGACUAUGGAAGUUUUUCUUGGAAAAUUGUGUGUAAGUAGGACUACAAGUUGGUGACAAAAUAUGUCUGUGGACAGGAUGCCAUUUGUUUUGUUUUUAUUUUAGUUCAUGGACCGUUGUUUUGAACAAUUAGGGUGCUUUCCAAUUUCAAAUCUCACAAGUUUGCCAUCUAGGCAAAUUCAAUUAGGUUUCAUAUGCGAGAUAAUACAGAGUUGAAACUUGAAACUUCCUAAAAGAGAAAACAAGUUACUGAAUUUAGUUGUUAGAAUAACUGGGCACAUCAAUAUGAACAAUUUCUCUGCUGAUAGCGGCAUGCUGUUUUUGCUUAUAACCACGAUAAUCUGCUGCAACUUUGGAUGCAGCCAAGGUUGUCUGGAUGAUGAGAAGACAGCUCUUCAGCAAAUAGGACAAUCUCUGGGCUAUGGAUAUGAAUACUUUUAUCCAGGCAGCUCUGAUGACUGUUGCAGGUGGGAUGGGAUUUACUGUAGCCCCACAACCUCUCAUGUGAUCAGAAUUUUCUAUGACUAUAUCAAGGAAGAUGAAGAUCCUGGGUUUCCUGUCUUCCUUGAUAUGAGUUUGUUUUCUCAACUCAAGGAACUGCAGGAAUUGCAUCUCCGAGGGAAUAAUAUUGGUGAACUGACUAAUCCCGAAGAAAUAUGUAAACUCGUUCACUUACAAUGGCUGGAUCUUUCAGCUAACUCAAUUGAAGAUGCUGUGCCACCCUGUUGGGGCAAUAUGCCAUCGCUCAGAACUCUGAACUUGUCAAAGAAUAGAUUUCAAGGAAACCUUACCUCCUUCCUUGCUAAUCUAUCAAAAAUUGAGUCUAUUGACGUUUCAUAUAACCUUUUUGAAGGUCUGCUGUCUUUUUCUAUCUUUGCAAAUCAUUCAAAGCUCAGUCAUCUAGAUCUUUCCUACAAUUACCAAUUAGAAGUUGAAACUGAAAAUCCAACUUGGCAUCCUCGUUUCCAAGUACAACAUUUGCUUUUGGCUGGAUGCAACCUCAACCGUCAGAGUGGUCAAAUAAUUCCUAGGUUCCUUUCUAUCCAAUAUAACUUGCAAACCCUGGAUUUAUCCAGCAACUUACUGGUUGGCAGCUUCCCAACUUGGUUGCUUCAUAAUGUUUCUUCUGUAUUGAGCCUGAGAAGCAAUUCUUUUGUUGGUCAAUUUCCUCAAGGCCACCAAAAGAAAUCUACACUGUCUAAGCUAGAUAUCUCUAACAAUCAUUUUGAUGGGCAUCUACCCAUAAAUAUUGAUCUAUUCCUCCCUCAGCUGAAAGGAUUCAAUGCUUCCUCCAACCAAUUUUCUGGUAACAUUCCCCCUUCUGUAGUUAAACUGAAAUAUGUAGAAAGCUUGGAUUUGUCUAGCAAUCUCCUCUCUGGGGUAGUCCCAGUUGGUCUAACCUACAAUUCACCAUUAUGGUACUUGAAUCUGUCAAACAAUAGCUUGGAUGGUGAGCUGCUUCCAGAAAACUGUAGUAUGCCGAAUUUGACAUGGUUGCUGCUUCAUCAUAAUAUCUUUGUGGGGAAUAUUCCAGCUUGCUUAUCCAAAAGUUUGUCUUUGAAGCUGAUAGAUGUUCGACAUAACCACCUGUCAGGAACCAUCUUAAGUCUACCUGUUUUCAUGCAAUUAGGAGCCCUUCUUUUAGGAGAAAAUCAAUUUAGAGGACCUCCUCCCCAGCAAUUAUGCCAAAUGCAAAUGUUGCAGUUCUUAGAUUUCUCAAAUAAUAAUUUUUCAGGGAACAUUCCUUCUUGUCUCAAUAACAAUUCAGUCUGGAGAAAGAAGUUUCAAGCAAACUCUUGGGUUCCGGUUGAUUUCACCACCAAGGGGAAUUCAUAUUUGUACCAGGGUAUCCCCCUUACUCUCAUGACAGGGAUUGAUUUUUCAGCUAACAUAUUGGCUGGUUUCAUUCCAGAUGAAAUUGGUGAAUUAGCAGAACUGCGUUCUUUGAACCUGUCACAAAACCAUUUAACGGGUCAUAUUCCAAAAUCUUUCAAAAAUCUCACAAAUUUGGAGAGCCUGGAUCUCUCCCACAACAACCUAACAGGACAGAUACCUCCUGAAAUUGUCCAGAUCGAUUUUCUCACAACUUUUUUUGUUGCUUUCAACAACCUCUCAGGGAGGAUCCCAUCUAAUGAACACUUUUCAACAAUAUUCUCUGAAAGUAGCUUCGAAGGCAACCAAGAACUUUGCGGAGAACCAUUACAAAGAAAAUGCUCAGGAAAUGACAAUGAAGACGAUGGAAGAAAAGAAAAUCCAAAAGAAAAUGCAGAGGAAGGCCUCGUUGAUAAACCCUUGUUUUUCUAUUCAUUUGUGUUUGUAUCAUAUGCUGUCGGAUUCUGGAGUGUCAUUGCACCACUUUGCAUCGGUGCAAACUGGCGAAGAAAAUACUUUGCCACCAUAGAUGGAUGGAUUGAAUAUCUUUUGACAAGAUAAGAUCCUUAGUUUACCCCAAAUUUUGUUUCAACUUAUAGUCUGUAACUCGUCAGUCAUCAAUGAUGAAAUAUACUCAAUAAUGAAAUGUUGUUUCGACA